Messenger RNA from Saprolegnia diclina VS20, 958 nucleotides. RefSeq lists its product as hypothetical. Bases 8 to 925 code for a protein of 305 amino acids. The record is from RefSeq and is a predicted model, not a curated record. Lineage: Eukaryota; Oomycota; Saprolegniomycetes; Saprolegniales; Saprolegniaceae. The transcript has 4 exons.
GCCGAGCAUGACGCACACGACAAAAGCAUCUUUGUCACUUUCGCCGGUUCCCCACUCGACGAAGCGCAUGAAAGCGGCUCCGAAAUGCCGCAACGAAUACCAGCGCAAGAUGCAGCGCAUCUACCGCCGCAACGAAGCCGACGAGCGCCGGAGUCUCCGGCACUCGGCCGCAAUGCUCGAGGCCUACGUCACACUGCAAAAGGCGCUUCAAAUGGUGUCGUGGCAAGACACGGCCGUCGCGCUCGCCGAAGAAACCCACGCCGCCCACGAAGAGCACGCCGCCCUCCUGCACCAAGUCGCACACCAGCGCGCGCUCUGCGACGCCAUGGCCUCCUUUGUCCACAGCACCUCGCCGUUGCCAGACGAGCCGCAGGCACGCCACUUGAGCCUCGAGUGGAUCACCCAGCGCAUGUAUAUGAACACGCGGUCGGUCGUCCAAGGCCAAGACGACGUCUUUGCCCGUCUCGAGAUGCAUGUACCAGUGGACCUCGACACCGUCGCGGCUGCGUACGGCCGCCAGUUCUUGCCCGAGCCCCUUCUUGAAGUGACCGAUCCUCUUCAGGAUCGUAUCACGACGUCUGGGUGCAGUGCUACACGCGAGACGCUUUUGGAUGAUGCCACCAUGCGUCUCAAAGAAGAAAGCACCGACGCCGAUCCUCUUCCGUUGCCGGCGUCUUCUUCGCACCGGCAUUGGGACUUUGGGCUCGGCGCGCAUGCCUUUGUGACGCGCGCAUUCGCCGACCGAAAUCAGACGACGCUGGUUGUCGCGAGCACGCCACACGAGCACAUUCGAGGCUGGAUCGUCGCCACGGCGCUGGACGCUUCAACGACCGUCGUUCAAGAGGUGUGGGUCGUUCGUCACGACGUCGUACGGAGCCCGCAAGCGUUUGUACAGGCGCGCCACGCGUUUGCCCAGUCUUUCUAAUUUACCCUGUUAAUUUACCUCGUACAGUGUCUA